UGAUUUGUAUUCUGCUCGACAUUCAACACGCCAAUUUUAGUCCAGAAUCCGUUGUCCGUUUGCUCCCUGAUUUCAAUAUGGUAGGUUCAUCUCCAGAUGCUCCCUGAUAAUUUUAUACUUUGAUCCGUCAUAGGUUACACACCUUCCAGCGCAGAUAUGCUAACUCCUUGCCAGGCUCAUCGAAUAAUAACUCAAGUCGUGGUCACCGGAACUCGAGUCUUCAGUCGAGCUUGCGCAGAAGCAUGGAAACAAGCCUCCGCCAGCGCUCAGUACGCCAAAGCUCAAGCAAAGAACAACCCGGGGGCUGCGAACACAUUUGCCUCCCAGGGCCUCACACUCGAAGAAGCAUGCAAGAUCCUUAAUGUAAAACCACCACAAAAUGGCAAAGCGAAUAUCGAGGACGUGACGGAGAGAUUCAAGAAGCUGUUUGAUGUGAAUGAUCCGAAGAAGGGAGGGAGUUUCUAUCUACAGAGCAAGGUCUUACGGGCAAGGGAACGAAUAGAGGCGGAGGUCCGGUCAGCGACGGAGAAGGCGGAACGAGAAUCAGAACUGAAAGAAGGGUGGAAGCCGAAGGUAUUCAAGGACCGGUAGCCUUCGAACGGGGAAUAGCGCUGAUAUGGUCUCGACAAUAGUGAUCAAAGGAGAAAGGCGGACGAGUAAUGCUCGGGAGGAUGAAAGUGCAAGAUUGGUGUUGCCCAAUCUAGACUUGCCUUUGUGGCGGGUCAUCAGCACUUUAUGUGCAAAUCUUCCCUCUGUUUUCAACAUAGCCAGGCGUUUGGGGAUGUAAUGUAUAUUUUGGGGUUAGGUCAGCAUUUUUGUAGACUAGGUGGUCUACCUUGUAUGUGUACGUUAUCAGACAGAAUGGAGACGAUUUGGAGACAUAUACCAGGGAUAAUAUGUACGAAGAAGGUGCGAAUACAGUGUGUCGAGGGGUAUCGUAUCGAAGCAAUUUUCAUAAAGAGCUAAAUUCAAGCUAACCA
Molecule: messenger RNA, 980 nt
Organism: Mollisia scopiformis
Lineage: Eukaryota; Fungi; Ascomycota; Leotiomycetes; Helotiales; Mollisiaceae
Product: mitochondrial import inner membrane translocase subunit tim-16
Exons: 1
Coding region: 157-591 (144 amino acids)
Biological process (GO): protein import into mitochondrial matrix
Cellular component (GO): TIM23 mitochondrial import inner membrane translocase complex
Source: RefSeq, a predicted model, not a curated record